AUCAUUCUCACCUUGUCCCCAGUUUAAUUCACUUUUCUCCUUACUUUGUAGUUGAGAUUAGCAUCUGUUCUCUGUUAAUCUGCCUUGUUUUUGCAGUCCAUCCAGUCAGAUGUGAGCUCAGGGUAUGCAUUGAUGAUGAUGUGAGAAGUGAUGCAUAUGACACAGUCCAUCCUGUGGUCAGAAAACAUUUUUAAAUGUUUUACAAUGAUAGGAAAAUAAUUUUGCCUUGAAAGACGGUCAAAUAAUACCUUGCAGCAAGGACCCAAUGCAUAUUGACAGAUACCGGUACUUCAUCUCACAUCUAUUGACAUACCAUACUUAACCCUAUUUGAGAAUUUGUUUUACUUCACUGAAUGCCUGUAAGCUCUUCCAAAUCAGACUUUUUCCAUCUCUGUUCCUCAAGAAGAACAGCUCGUACAAGUUCCGGCCUCUGGCAUGUAUAAGCCUGCAAAGCAAAGAAAAUGGACUAGGAGGAUUCUUCCUGGGGCAAUAAAAGUGUCAGUGUAACUUAUAUUCUACCAAACAUCAGGAUGGCUUUAACACCAGGAUUACGAACUAUUACCAGGUGGAGAUGGGUCAUAUACUUUAAGACCUAAACAUGAAUGGGGUAUCUGUAACUUUCCUUCUAAUAACUACAAUAUGGUUGGUCCAUUCUCACCUUAUUCUGGAACAAAAACAAGAAAGAAGCAGCAGCAUAACCGUGGCUCGAUUUCCAGAAAUUCUCCCACCAAUCAUACUAGAUUUAAAAAAGUCCUCUCGGAGAGUGAGCAGGGCGGAUGCUGAACGGAAUAAAUUAACAAAGAAAAAAGUAAUCCCAAAGAAGAAGCCCCAAAGACUGCCGCCUCCAAAUUGUGUACCUCUUAGGACCAGCUGUAAACCUCCUGCUCCUCCGUGCUGUGAACCAUGUGCAUUUUGCUACUGUCAUAUCUUCCAGACUGUCUGCAUAUAUAGGAUGGGCUACCCAAAUUGCUGAAACACAGCCUUAUAGCCAAGUGGGCAUGAAUAAACUACAGAAGGGCACCUAGUGGGUGCAAACAGAGGGUCUAAACAAAUGAAGCAGUUGUGGUUUAAGCAGAAUUUUCUGCUGUCUAUGUUGUUAUACAACUUUUAACAGUCUAAAAUCUACUAUCCUGGUGUUAUUUAUGCUUUAGUUCUCUUUUAUAACAUAACACAUGCCUUUUUCUAUUAAGGCUUAAUAUCUUAUUGCAUCAUAAGACCUUCCUCUGUCACUUAUUGCUGCAGUCGACUUUUUUUAUAGAACGUGGAGAGCAUAAUAAUUUAACUAUAACUUCCAGCAUUCUUAGCAUUACUUAAUAGUGUAGCUUACAGAAGUGAGGUAAUGGGGGUCAAAGCCAAGCCAAGGAACUGCUUGACCCUAUUGACGCGACAAAGCUGUUGACAGAUAUCAGGUUUUCAGAGGGAGGGAGAGAGAUGGGAAAAAAAUAGGAUAGAGAGAUAAAACAGAGUGGUACAACCUAAAUUGUGGAGUGGAAGGGGUUAGGGGAGCAAAUUACUUGCCACGCUACAAUUUUUAUUUUCUGUUAGGGGUCCCCGCAGCUUCGGAAAUUUUAUCAAGGGGUCACGGCACUUAGAAGGUUGAGAACCACUGUACUAGAUCAUUUAAUAAUGUUCACUUGUGUUAUAAAAACAACCUUAAACAGAAUAUAACAUUUUGAAAUAUUCAGCAAUAACAAUGCAUACUGAUUUGACUAUAAAAUUAUUCCAGUCCAUUUGUAUGGGCCAUUGACAGCUGUUUGUGAUAACUCUUUAAUCCUAAAGUCACAUGAAAAGUUGAAAAUGUUAACCAUUUUCCAUGGUGAUGCAAAUAUAUACUAGGAACAGUAGUUCUCCACAUCCCAUAGGGUUUUUUAUGACACGCGUUCCAUAGUAAAGGGUAUCAAGUAAAAAUAAACUGUUUGAUUUAUUAGACCCUAGAGAGGUAGGAUAUAAAAUUGAAUUGGGUCUUACCCAUAUUUGUUCCUAUUGAAGAAUCAACUAUGGAGGGCAUCCAAGUCCUUAAAGGCCCAUAUUUUGUGAUUCACUGCUUAUAGCAAGGGUCUCCAAACUUUCUAAACAAAGGGCCAGUCAUUCAAACUUUUAGGGAGGCGGACCAUGGCCAGUGAAAAUUUUCCAGGCAUCAGUUGGAGUAAACAUCAUCUCAUUUGGUAUUGGGGGGAGGAAUAGUGCCCAAUCGUUGGUAUGAUUGGGAGGAAUAGUGCCCCAUUGUUGGUGUCAGUGGGAGAUACAGUGUCAUUUGGGAGAAUAGUGUCUUGUAUCAGUGGGAGAAAGGCAAGCAAAGAGCCAGUGUUUGAAAACCACUGCCUUAUAGGCUAGGGGCCUAAAAGUGGCAGAAGAGAAUGUUGGGAAUGCAAUGGUACUAGGCAGUGUUGGGAUGUAUUAGCAGUGGGUACACCCAGAGGUUAGUAUUAUGACUUUUAUUGCCACUUGUGUGUUGCUAACAUAUAUUGAUGACAUAGGCAAGUACUAUCACCAGCAGGUCUACAUUAUAUUAUUAUUAUUAUUAUUAUUAUUAUUAUAAUUAUUAUACACAAUUUAUAUAGCGCCAACAGUUUAC
Messenger RNA from Rana temporaria (common frog), 2575 nucleotides. Its product is annotated as agouti-signaling protein-like. The transcript has 4 exons. Bases 599 to 973 code for a protein of 124 amino acids. Gene Ontology annotation, biological process: melanosome organization; hormone-mediated signaling pathway; positive regulation of melanin biosynthetic process. Gene Ontology annotation, molecular function: neuropeptide hormone activity; melanocortin receptor binding. Gene Ontology annotation, cellular component: extracellular region. NCBI's taxonomy places the organism in Eukaryota, Metazoa, Chordata, Amphibia, Anura, Ranidae. The record is from RefSeq and is a predicted model, not a curated record.